GUUAAUGUCAAUUUCUUUUGGUAGUAGGGGUUUUUGUAGGGUUAUAUGACGGUAUAUCAAUGUUGUUUUUAUUAAAGAGCGAAAUACUAGGUAAUAUCAGAUUUGUUGUUUUUGGCUUGACUCUGUGUUAGUUAAAUUAUUUACAGCUGACAAUUGUUCGCCAGUACAGGAGAGAUGUUCCCAGUAUCCCCCAGUGGUGGUCUCCUCAAAGGUCUUUGUUGCCCUUGCAGCUUGAGAUUAGCUAGUUGACUAAUUCAGUGCAGUGUUGCUACCCCCUGGCCCCUCUAAAGCCACAUCAAUCACCUUGUUUCACUGAUGCCUUACAUGAUCUGAUGGCGGACUCCAGUAACUAUUCCUUGUUCCUUGACAAUCUGUUUUUUGAGAAACCUGUUGUCCACAAAGUGAAGCCCCUCCAAAAGGAGAUAGGCCUAUGGCACCUAGACGUGGCUCCAUCCCUGACUCCGGAGAGUCAGUGUAUACAGGAAGAGGCUGAAUCACUCUCCACCCUCAACAGUCACUCACAGUCGUCGCGUUCAUUAAAAGUUUUUGCUGGUCUUGAAGACGAGACUUUUUUUAACAACGAGAAUUUUGGAGAGAUUCCGGAGACCCGUGGUGGCGCCAGCAGCAGCAAAAGCAGCAACACAUGUGAUGCCCUGUGGGAAGUCGAAGGAUACAGGGGUUAUUACAGUGGGAGUGACAGAGGAAGAGAUGAAUUCCUGCAGAACACCAGUCAUGUGGAGGACAGCAGGAGGCAUUUGGCUCUGGACGGCUUUAAAGACCCUCCUCUACGGAGAAGCUUGUUCAAGGUUCAGAAGUUGAAGACUGGAGGUGACUCACACAUCUCAAAUAGCAGCAGCAGCAGCAGCGGCAGCAGCAGCAGCAAUCUGACAGCAUCCAGACCUCAAACUUUUCUCACUCCGGUUACCAUGGCGACAACUCUUCCCUCUCAACAGCUGCCCAGGGUGACAGUUUGCAAAGCAGAUCUUCCUCCCCUCCCACGAAGGCCCCCUCUGCCGCCUCCGCUUCUGGGCUCAUCUGCGGCAUGUGGUCGACCCACGGAGGAGACAGCAGACUCAGAGAUGCUGGACAAGGUCACAAAGAGAGCUUUUGUUCCGCCCAUGACGCCUCAGCCACUCUGCAUACAAGGAUCAUCUGGAGCUGAAGUUUUGCGUCCUGUUUCUGAAAUACCGUCCAAGUUCAGAUCUGUCUUCAAGGACUUCCCGUUUUUCAAUUACGUUCAAUCCAAAGCCCUUGAUGAUAUUCUUUACACAGAUAAAAACUUUGUGGCGUGUGCUCCCACUGGUUCUGGUAAAACUGUGUUGUUUGAACUGGCCAUCAUUCGUCUUCUAAUGGAGACAUCGGAACCUUGGAGAGAUGUGAAGGCCGUGUACAUUGCACCCAUCAAAGCACUGUGCAGCCAGUGCUUUGAGAACUGGCAGAAGAAAUUUGGUCCUGUGGGCCUGAGCUGUAAAGAGCUGACGGGGGACACGGAGAUUGAUGACUUCUUUGAAAUUCAGGACUCCCACAUCAUCUUGACCACGCCUGAAAAGUGGGAUAGCCUGACACGGAAGUGGAAGGACAACUGUCUGCUGCAGCUGGUCAGGCUCUUUCUCAUAGAUGAGGUGCAUGUGGUCAAAGACACGACUCGCGGGGCCACGUUGGAGGUGGUGGUGAGCAGGAUGAAAGCAGUUCAAACCUACAGGAACCUGCUGAAUCCAGAAACAGGCCUUUCUAUGAGAUUUGUGGCUGUGUCAGCCACCAUACCAAACAUCUCUGAUAUAGCAGACUGGCUGUCUAAUGAGAGCGGCCCUGCCACGUAUCUGGAAAUGGAUGAGAGCCACCGUCCCGUGAAGCUGAGGAAAGUGGUGCUGGGAUUCCCCUGCGGCCAGAACCAAACAGAGUUUAAAUUUGAUCUGUCCCUCAACUACAGGAUGGCCAAUGUCAUACAGACAUACUCUGACCAAAAGCCAGCCUUAGUGUUUUGUUCAACAAGGAAAGGAGCCCAGCAGUCGGCUGGAGUGCUGGCGAAAGACGCUCGAUUCGUCAUGAGCAUUGAACACAAGCAAAGAUUGAUACAGUAUGGAAACUCUCUUCAGGAUAUAAAACUGAGAGACUUGGUGAUGUUAGGAGUCGGGUACCACCAUGCAGGAGUUUCCUUGUCUGACAGGAAGGUCAUCGAAGAGGCCUUUACUCGAGGAGAGCUUCCUGUCCUUUUUACUACCAGGACUCUGGCCAUGGGGGUGAACCUGCCAGCUCAUCUGGUGGUAAUUAAGUCCACCACACAGUAUGUGUCAGGCUCCUGUGAGGAGUACAGCGAGGCAGAUCUGCUGCAGAUGAUUGGCCGGGCAGGAAGACCACAGUUUGACACUUCAGCAACCGCAGUGAUCUUGACAAAGGCACAAACCAGAGACAAGUAUGCAAAACUUAUGAAUGGAGCGGAAAUUAUUGAGAGCAGCUUACACUGUCACCUAGUAGAGCACCUGAAUGCUGAGAUUGUUCUCCAGACAGUCAGUGAUGUCAACAUGGCUCUGGACUGGAUACGUUCCACCUUCCUCUACAUCAGAGCCCUCAAGAACCCGGCACAUUAUGGCUUCUCCACCGACUUAGACAGACAUGGAAUUGAAGCAAAACUACAAGAACUUUGCCUGAGGAACCUGAACUCUUUGUCCUCCAUUGAUCUGAUCCACAUGGAUGAAGUCAUCAACAUUAAACCAACAGAUGCUGGCAAGUUGAUGGCCAGGUUCUGUGUUGCUUUUGACACCAUGAAACAGUUCUACCAAGUGACCGGCACUGAGAACCUCUCUGAUUUGAUUGGGCUCCUGUCCAAGAGCAGGGAGUUCAGCGACAUCCAGCUGAGAGUGAAUGAAAAGAAGACACUGAACACUUUGAACAGGGAUAAGAACAGGACCACCAUCAGGUUCCCUCUUGAAGGAAAGAUCAAAACUGCAGAGAUGAAAGUAAACUGUUUGAUACAGGCUCAGCUGAGUUCCAUCUCCAUUCAAGAGUUUGGACUCACACAAGAAACAGUCAAGAUUUUCAGGAACGGCUUGCGCAUCAGUAAAUGUUUGGCAGAGUUAUUGAGUCAAAAAUCCACGACUGGUUUUUCUGCUUUGCUAAACUCCCUGAUCCUGGCAAAGUGUUUCAGAGCAAAGCUUUGGGAGAACUCGCCCUACGUUUCCAAACAGCUGGAGAAGAUCGGUCAGACUUUGUCGACAGCCAUGGUGAAUGCUGGACUCACUACUUUCAGCAAAAUAGAACAAAUUCAUGCCAGAGAACUGGAGCUGAUCGUCAACAGGCAUCCGCCAUUUGGCAACCAAAUAAAAGACUCUGUCAUUCAUCUCCCUAUGUAUGAAGUUACACUGGAACAGCUUCCACGGUACAGCUGUGCUACGGCCGAGAUUGUGGUGAAGGUGAACCUCAAAAAUCAAGCCCAGCUGCUCUCCAAGAGAACGGCCCCAGACCAUCACUAUGUCUCACUGAUCCUGGGAGACACUGACAACAAAGUUGUUUUCCUACAGAAAGUCCCGGACAUGGUUUUGUUGAAGUGUGGAACAUGGUCCAAAAAGAUAGAAGUGGUGAAGGCUUCAAAAGGAGAGGAAAUCAGUGUCAAUCUCAUCAGCUCAGAAUAUGUGGGCUUGGACAUCCAUCAGAAGUUCAAUGUCUACUAUUCUGGAGCCAGAAGGUUUGGUGCUGAUAAUCCCAAUAGUAUAGCACAUGAUCCUCCUGCACCGAGUCCACCAUCCAGACGUCAGGCUUUGUCCCAGCAGGAAAUUACAACAUUUGUGAACAAACAAGGCACAAAUACUGCAGCCGGACCAAACAAACGAGAGUGUAACCACUUCUGCAAGAACAAGGAGCUCUGUGGCCAUGACUGCUGUAAGGUUGGAGUAUCUGUGGCAAAGAAGAGGUCAACGGGUCAAGAAUCCGGUUUCUCCUCCUAUUUGAAUGAUCUGCGGACCAGGUGUGACACACUGGCACAGACUCCUGUCAAGCGACUCAGGAUGAAAAUGGAUGAAACGUCUGUCAACAUACAAGAGUUUGCUUACCAGCCUCAGCCAAAGCUUCCUUCUGUUUACAGGUAUGGACGAGCUCACAGUGAACCAUUAGUGAGACAGAACGCUGAGAUUGUAGAUCUGACAGGAGAAGACUGCUUCGGUCCCACGGAAAGAGUCCAUUUGGACAAUGCUGACAGUGAUUAUUAUGAAAAUGAUGGGGACAUGUACAUGGUGGAAGAGACCUCACAGACCCCUGCCACACAUCAUUCUCACCAUCAAAGUUCCUUUGUGUGGCAGAAACAAGACACAAGUGGUUGGAGUCAAGGCCUUGAGCAGAGUACAAACCAGAUCAAUACUUCCAGCUCUGGUUACUCCCAGAGAGUCAUUCCUGUAACCAGUCAAGUCACUCACGGAGCCACCGCUUCAUCCUUCCAAAUACCACCAGUCAGCUUUGACCUGGGAAAUGAAUGGGACGACUGGAGUGAUUUCGAUGAUGAGAAGUUGGUGCGUGCAGCUCAGACAUCGUACGAACCAGACCCUCAAAUCCGAAAGAAGCAUGAGAACAAGACACCAGCAGCUGCCAUCGUCACUUCCUCCUUAGCCCAACCCAACUUGAACACUACCAGGACACCACUGAGAACAAUUUCGUCCAUGGUCACAGUCAGGCCAGAGAAUAAACACACACUUGACUGUAAUAAUAAGAGAUUGAGCAUCAUCCAUAAACAGACAUUAAAUACAUUAGAAACUUGCCUUAAACAGACGCCUGAGCCUCAGGCAGCCAUGGGGUUUGAUUUCUUUUCAACACUAAGUGUCGGAGCAAACACCGGCUCACAUGUCAGCCAAAGGUAUAAACGUAUUGCUUCAUUAAAAGGAUUUCCUUUUUGUCUAAUGAAAAUGUUUUUGGGAUAAACAUUAAAAAACGUUAUUGAUGUUUUCCAUUUUUAUUGAGGUAAACCUCAAUAAAAACAUGCUUUCUUUCUCUGACAAAUCUUUUCUU
Messenger RNA from Cynoglossus semilaevis (tongue sole), 4992 nucleotides. RefSeq names its product helicase for meiosis 1 (gene hfm1). The transcript has 39 exons. NCBI's taxonomy places the organism in Eukaryota, Metazoa, Chordata, Actinopteri, Pleuronectiformes, Cynoglossidae. Gene Ontology annotation, molecular function: nucleic acid binding; ATP binding. Bases 333 to 4904 code for a protein of 1523 amino acids. The record is from RefSeq and is a predicted model, not a curated record.